UCGUGUGAGAGUGCAUGCAUGGCUGCAAGAUAAAGCGAUGUAGAGCGCGAGAGGGAGAGAGUUCGUGUGUGUGCGUGCGUGCUUUUGUGCUUGUGGGUUCCUUGCGCACGAGCGUGCACUGUGUGGGUUGUGGGUGACAAGUAAAAGCUGUGAAGUGAAGUGGGCAGUCCUUUCUGUAGUGGACUUGUCGCACAAGAUAUUUAGCAUAAAGUCAGUCCCCCCGCUGUAUGGGGUUCAGGCUUUCACUCUUCGACUGCCUUCAUGUCUGACAACAUUGAAAGAAGGAAACUGUCACUUAUUUACUUUACAGCCGGAGGAACUUUCUUCAUGUCAGCAGCAUCUCAUUCGGACAAUCAUUAACCUAAACAUCAAGCUUGUCUUUUCGGGGGAUUAAUUUAACCAAACCAGACCAGGAUUUCAUAGCCGGGAGGCCGGGGUUAUGGAUUUUAACCUUCUGACGGACAGUGAAGCCCGUAGCCCGGCGCUAUCGCUCUCGGACUCCGGGACCCCACAACAUGAUCAGGGAUGUAAAGGCCAAGACAACAGCGACACAGAGAAGUCCCACCAGAACCAAACAGAUGAGUCGAACGCAGAGGACGGCUCUCUGAAGAAGAAGCAGCGCAGGCAGAGGACCCACUUCACCAGCCAGCAGCUCCAGGAGCUGGAGGCCACCUUUCAGAGGAACCGCUACCCCGACAUGAGCACACGGGAGGAGAUCGCCGUGUGGACCAACCUCACAGAGGCACGGGUUAGAGUAUGGUUUAAAAAUCGCCGUGCCAAGUGGAGGAAGAGGGAGAGGAACCAGCAGGCUGAGCUGUGUAAAAACGGCUUUGGUGCCCAGUUCAAUGGACUAAUGCAGCCCUAUGACGACAUGUACUCUGGCUACACUUACAACAACUGGGCCACCAAGAGUCUGGCCAGCAGUCCACUGUCAGCCAAGAGCUUCCCCUUCUUCAACUCCAUGAAUGUAAGCCCCCUGUCAUCCCAGCCCAUGUUCUCCCCCUCCAGCUCCAUCCCCUCCAUGAACAUGGCCUCCUCCAUGGUUCCCUCGGCGGUGGCCGGGGUGGCUGGCUCGGGCCUCAACAACCUGGGCAACCUCAACAAUCUCAAUAGCCCCACGCUGAACUCGGUCGCAGUCACCGCCAGCACCUGCCCCUACGCCACCACCGCCAGCCCUUACAUGUACAGAGACACCUGCAACUCCAGCCUGGCCAGCCUCCGGCUCAAGGCCAAGCAGCAUGCCAACUUUGCCUACCCGACCGUGCAAAACACCGUGUCUAACCUAAGCCCUUGCCAGUACGCAGUGGACCGGCCGGUAUGAAUGACACCCACACCCACCCAGCCUGCCCUGUAGCCCCCAACCCCCCUCUCAGACCCACUGACCCCCAUCUUCCUCCUGGUCCCUGCCAUGCUCCAUCAGUAAAUCAGAGUGAACGGCACACAUCACCACUACACCAUUAUGGUUCCAAAAUGGUUCUUCGGCUGUCCCCAUAGGAGAACCGUUUUCUGUUCCAGGUAGAACCCUAUUGGGUCCCAUGUAGAACCCUCUGCGGAAAGGGUUUUACAUGGGACCCAAUAGGGUUCUACUUGGAAAUAAAAAGGGUUCUUCAAAGGGUUCUACUAUGGGGACAACCAAAGAACCCUUUUAGGUUCCAUGUUUGUCUAACUGAUGGUACACAACAGGAAUAAUCUUCAACAGUUAGAACAAAUCCCCUGAUGGACCACCACGCUUCAAAGAACUCUCUCAAAUAUGGUGAGACUUUGUUGCUGAACCGACCAACUGUUAAAAAGGAUUUCUAAAUUGAAUCUGAGAUAAUUUUUUGGGACUGCAUGACUAGAGUGGAUUUGAAAUGAAGAAAACCUGGAUGCUCCAACUGCACUGGUGGUCAAACAUGAAAUCAUUGUGACGCUUGCCACCAUCACGGGAAAGGGACCUGUGGUUGCAAUAUGGGAUAGAGGAUGUAUAUAAUGGACUUGUUUUGUUUUGUAUGUGACAAAACUAUCUAUGAAACGUAGAACUUUGGAGAUGAGAAAAGCAUGUUCUUCAUGAGCAGACCCUAGAUUGAUGUACUAUGAGUACCUCCUUUAGGAAUUUUAAUCUUUGUUAUGAAUUCCACUCACCUCAGAAGGUCAGGUGUCAAAGGUCAAAUCAGAAACGAGAGAGGAGCUAGCAGAAUGUAGCCUCAGAGAGUAAAAAUAACCGGGAGCGGAGACAAAACAACAAUUUACACAUCUGUCAGAGAACCAAUAUUAGAAACGUUUUAAAGAAAAGCCUAAAAAAGCCAUUGAAUAUAAAAGUUUGUGUGGUGUUAUAAAAAGGGAGUCCAUGACUGUAAAAAUGUAUGUAAGAGUGCAGUUAUAAAACAAGCUUUUUUCUGGUGUAGCCUGCUUUGUCUCAUUAACAUAAUAAAAAUGAUCUGUUUUUAUGAACAACA
Messenger RNA from Oncorhynchus nerka (sockeye salmon), 2435 nucleotides. Its product is annotated as pituitary homeobox 3. NCBI's taxonomy places the organism in Eukaryota, Metazoa, Chordata, Actinopteri, Salmoniformes, Salmonidae. Gene Ontology annotation, cellular component: nucleus. Gene Ontology annotation, molecular function: RNA polymerase II cis-regulatory region sequence-specific DNA binding; DNA-binding transcription factor activity, RNA polymerase II-specific. The record is from RefSeq and is a predicted model, not a curated record. The transcript is spliced from 4 exons. Gene Ontology annotation, biological process: regulation of transcription by RNA polymerase II; anatomical structure morphogenesis. Bases 440 to 1321 code for a protein of 293 amino acids.